AAACUGAAUUCAGCCCAUUUGACUAAACAUAUUUCAAAUGCUGUUCAGAGGCGAAUGGCUUCUCACGUGAAUAUUGUGGUUUACACGGCUAUCACUUUCUUAAAAAUUUAACGGGAUACUUAAAAAUGUGUUAUAGAAUACUAUUAGUAAGUCUUUGUGUCAUUAAAAUAAACAUAGUUGACUGUAAACGAAAUUUUUACCCAUGUGGGCCACGGCAUGCAUGUUCAUGUGAAAACAACACUGACACCGAAAUGACAAUGGACUGUGAGGGCAGGGGUAACCUGAGGCUUUCGGAGAUAUGCUCUAAAAUUGCCACCAAGGAGUAUGCAUCCGUGAUUCUAAGGGCUGGCAGAAACAACUUAGGAAAGUUGAUUGCUUUGGACCUUAAAGGAUGUGAAAAUCUUACAGAAUUAUACUUAAAUUAUAACCAAAUAUAUAUCGUUGAAAGAGACACAUUUCAGGAUUUCCAUCAAUUAUUCAAAUUAGAUAUAUCCCGAAAUCUGCUACCGGUGUACAGCGGUAACUGGAAUGCAUCUUUUCUACCGAACACUUUGAAGACGCUCAAGCUUCAUGGAUGUCAAAACGAAGUUUUACUGAAUGCUUCAGUACCUGACUUUGUUGAUCAGAAGAACUUAAGCAGUCUCACAAUUGAUGGCUACCCAAAUGUUUCGUUCAACUUUUCAACACUAACACACGUGUCUUUUUCGGGAUUGAACCUCCAAUCCUACUGUAAUCUCUCACGAAUAGACAACAACACGUUCUCGCAUUUGAGAUCGCUCAAAGUUCUUAACAUAUCCGCAUGUGGAAUCCAUAGCAUCACAGCAGGGGCAUUCGAACAUCUUCACGGUCUUGAGGUUCUAGACAUUUCUUACAACCGACAGCUGGGGAUGAAAUUAUUCGCGAAUAUAUCGUAUGGCUUGCAGUUUUCGAAGAUCGGCUUCUUGAACAUAUCCUUCGUUUUAAACACAUUUGGAAUAGGCACCAAAGUUACUGUAUCGGAUCUGUGCUACUUCUGGAACACAACAGUUGAAGAUUUAGACAUAUCGGGAAAUAGAAUUGAGAUAAUUGAAACAAAUGCGCUUAUACUUAUUCCUACAUCAUUGAAAACAAUACGCAUGGAUAUGAACAAAUUCACGUUUGGACCAUAUUUACUGCAACUCAGUUGCAUGAGAAACGUUCAGACAGCGAAAGGUUCAUAUCUUAAUUAUGCAUUCAAUCCCAUGAAAUAUACCGCUGAGCACGUUAAGGAUUUUCAUAGACCCCCAAUCGACAUAGGUCAGAACUCGUGUCCUUAUUGCAAUGACUCGUUUUUGAAAAAAAGGGCAAAGUCUUCCGAAGAAUGCCGCUACUUUGAACCUGAUUUUAACAACAUAUAUGAUAAUGUUCGGUUUCCAUUUCGAUUGGAAAACAUAAUUUUUAAUGACGGCAAUUUUGUUUAUAAUUUAGACAUACAAUAUAAUUUUGAGCCAACUAAUAAUUCAAUCCGGUUCAUUGAUCUUUCGGGAAAUGUAUUUAAGUCGUAUAUUGGAUAUUAUGGUCAUCUUCAUAACAUGGAAAUUUUCAACAUAUCUCGGUGUUCUAUUAAAACAAUCGGCCUCAAUACUUUAAAUUUCACAUCAUUGAAAGUUUUAAGACUCUCUCAUAAUGACUUAGGUUCUCAAAUGGCGGAUCCAUAUCGAUCAAAUAUCUUUGAUAAGCUGCAAUCCCUUCAGGAUUUAGAUCUUUCGUCCAAUGGGAUAACAGUAUUGUUUUCUUCGACCUUUGCAAUGUUGUAUAAUUUGGUGCGUUUAGACUUGAGUAACAACAAUAUUGAACGUUUCGAAAUAAGAAUAAACAUGUUAUCUAAUCUUUUGUCAUUGAAUUUUUCUGUUAACUCGAUACAUACGCUUUCUGCUAGCGUGCAGCAUCAGCUUGAAUCCAAUGAAAAACUGAAUUCUACGUUUUGUGUGGAUUUAACAAAUAAUUCAUUAACAUAUGAUUGCAAUAAUCAAGAAUUUCUGCACUGGUUGUUAAAACAUAAAAAGAACAUGUUUGGAUUCGAAAACUACAAGUUCAUUACAUCUGCCAAUAAUGCUCUGAAUUCCAAAGAAUUUUGCGAAGACAUUGGAAACCUUACCUACAGGUGUAAAUCAUACACGGCUGUGAUUGUUAUAUGUUGCAUAGUUUUUGUGACAUUCAGUUCAUUAGUUAUUGGAGGAGUUAUAUACAAAAAUCGAUGGAAACUUCGUUACUUUUUGUUCAUGUCGAAGAAGAGGUAUUUUGGAUAUAGAAUGCUUCCGGAUUAUACUGUCAUUGAGAACUAUAAAUAUGAUGCAUUUAUCUCCUACUCUGAAGACAAUAUACGUUUCAUUCGAGACGAGUUCCUACCACGAGUGGAGACAGAACACGUGUCGCUUUGCAUUCACCAGAGAGAUUUUCUCGCUGGUAACGCCGUCUCAGACAACAUCAUUCAGGCAAUCGACAGCAGCAGAAAAACGGUAGUCAUAUUGUCAAAUUCGUUUCUAAAGAGCAAGUGGUGUAUGUACGAGUUCAACAUGGCGCGAAUGGAGAGCAUAUAUUCUAGAGGUAAUAGCGUAUCUCUUGUUAUAGUUAUGAUAGAACAAGUGUCCCAUAGAGCUAUGCCGUUGGAAAUGGUCCGGUGGAUACAGGACAAUAAUUACAUCGAAUACUCAACGGAUCAAGAGGGAAACACACUUUUUUGGGAAAAACUUCAGAACGUUAUAAGAUCAUUGUAAAAAUUAUUUUUUUUUAACUUGUUUUUAAAACAAAAGCAUAUAGCAUGGUCUUAUUCUUUAUAAAGUUAUGUGCACGCAUGGAUAUUGCUUUGAAUAAUUUUGAAGUGUUUUUAUUGAUUACAACUUUGAGAAAUUAUAUAGCUAGCGUGAUAUUUAUAUUGUGUUUCCCUGUUAAAAGGAAUAUUCGAAGUAUAUUUUAAACAUGUAUUUGCAUGAUGAACACAGGAAAUGAAUGCUGCAUUUGUAUAGGUGUUUUGUUUGGAAAUCAUCCCAAAUACUUUUUAUUGUAAUAUGAUUUUGUAAAUUAUUUACGUUGUUUCAUUGUGGAAGUGACUAAAAAUUAAUAUUAUAUUUAUGUAAAUGACAUAUUAUUGAGUAUAAAUGACUAAUGUUUGAUUAAAGGAACAUUACUACUCAAAAUCAGCGAAAUUUUCGUACAAUAUUUCGUAAAAUAAAGCUAAAUAAAUAAAACUCAUUGUUCCUUAUGGCAAUUGCCGAAAUUUCAACGCCAGAUGUGGUCUGGUGAAAUAGAUGUUUGUGGAUACAAAAUGCUCGUUUUUAUCAUGGUUUUAACAUGGUACCAUUUUAGUGUUCGUGUGUCGUAUGAAUAGAUAUAUUCGCCGGAAAUUAGCAUGGAAUUUAUUGUGUCUAAAAUAAAUAAAUACGAGCAUUUUGUAUCUACAAAAAUCUAUGUAAUCAUACCACACCUAGCGUUGAAAUUGUGGCUAUUGCUAUAAGGAACACUGAUUGUUUAGGUUUUAUUUUUUUUACGAAAUACUUUACGAAAUUUUCGUUGAUUUUGAGCGUUAUAGAGACUUUAAGAGUACACUUUAGUUUUUCAAAUUACAAAUCCAUGACAUGUACCUUUAAUAUUCUUGAGUGUAUAUUUUAAUUGAAUUAGUAAACAACGACAAGCAUAUCUGUAACACUGUAAGUAAAAAAUAUACAGGUGCAACUCCUUAUUUUUAGAUACACAAUUAUAAGCAAAAUGUUAAUAGUAUUUGUGUAUUUGUAUAUUACAAUAUACUUUAAAUAUUUCUGAUCGCUAAGGCCACACCAAAUUAAUGACAUUUUCGUCGGAUUUAACGCUUUUUGUAUAAUGACAUACAAAUCGUUUUAAAUCGUUAAAAUGCAUAUAAUGGAUAUUUAAGAUCAGCGUGAAUGUUUAGGUUAAAUGUCUCAUUGCAAAUAUCAUAUCCAUAACGAAAAUGUGCGAAUUUGAAACGUUUUUUUCAUAUAUUGAUUUUGUCAAAUACGCAAAACGCGAAAACGUCCUUUAAUGUCCACAAUCAGUCUGUACCUAAAACAUACUGCGACAAUGGUAGUCAUGAAUAUAUUUAUAAUAUGCCGUUGAAAGAACCCAUUUUAAGAGUUGCCCCGUAAAUCAUUUCAGAAUUUACUAGAAGACGUAAUGUCUUCUGUUGCAUGUUGUCUAUUGAGAAGUACAAGAACAUUGCAUGAUUCUGUUCUUGUUGUUGUUCUUUUGUGUAUUCAGAAAAAAAGUAUCAUGUUUGAAAUGCAGUUAACUGUUUAAGUUCCUAGUCUGAAUAUGUAAAUUAAAACGAUUUUCAAAGAUAA
This is a messenger RNA of Dreissena polymorpha, 4313 nucleotides long. RefSeq names its product toll-like receptor 4. The coding region runs from base 126 to 2735 and encodes 869 amino acids. NCBI's taxonomy places the organism in Eukaryota, Metazoa, Mollusca, Bivalvia, Myida, Dreissenidae. The record is from RefSeq and is a predicted model, not a curated record. Gene Ontology annotation, molecular function: transmembrane signaling receptor activity; protein binding. Gene Ontology annotation, biological process: toll-like receptor signaling pathway; immune response. Gene Ontology annotation, cellular component: membrane. The transcript has a single exon.